CCCCGGGGAGGCGGAGCGUGCUGUGGGGCGUGUGGCGGGGAGGACCGGGCUCCUGGGCCCGGGAGAGCAGGACGGAGCCCUCGGCCCGCGUGGCCACAGCCUCCGAGGCACGCUCUUUGCUUCGGGAGAGACGCCGGGGCGCAGAGGGGCUGCGCGCCCCGCAGGAGGGGGAGACGCUCGGAGACCCUGGGUGCUGAGCAGCGAAGCCGGCGGCGGGCAGGGGCUUAAGGGCGGAGGAGUCCGGGCUUUGCGCGAACCACGGCUGUGGAGCCAAAGCCUCUGACCCAUCCUGGCAGCCUGACUGACCCACCACAAAGACAGAGAGCGAGUCCUGCCAGCCCUGGGGUCCAGCCUGCUCAGCUGAGGAGCCGUGGAGCCAGGGGUGGCACCGUGCCCGGCUUGCCCGAGGAGGCCCUGGCCAGACCAUGGCAGGCGUCUGCGACAGGCCCCCCAACUUCCUCUCCCCUUCCGGAGACCAGACUCUGGGGCCUCCCCUGGGCAGUGUGGUCACGCUGAACUGCACGGCCUGGGUGGUCUCUGCGCCCCAAUGUCCCCUGCUCCCAGUCCGGUGGCUAAAAGACGGGCAGCCGCUGGGCAACGGCAGCCAAUUUGACCUUCAUGAGGACUCCUGGGUCAAGGCCAACCUGUCAGAGGUGCUUGUGUCCAGUGUCCUGGGGGUCAACCUGACCAGUGCUGAGGACUACGGGGCCUUCACCUGCUCCGUCCAGAACGUCAGCUCCGCUUCCUUCACUCUCUGGAGAGCUGCCCCAGCAGGCCACUUAGCCGCCGUGCUGGCCUCACUGCUGGUGCUGCUGGCCCUGCUCCUGGCCGCCCUGCUCUACCUGAAGUGCCGACUCAACGUGCAGCUCUGGUACCAAAAUGCCUACGGGGAGGUGGAGAUGAACGACGGGAAGCUCUACGACGCCUACGUCUCCUACAGCGACAGCCCCGAUGAUCGCAAGUUCGUGAACUUCAUCCUGAAGCCGCAGCUGGAACGGUGUCGGGGCUACAAGCUCUUCCUGGACGACCGCGACCUCCUGCCAAGGGCAGAGCCCUCGGCCGACCUCCUGGUGAACCUGAGCCGCUGCCGUCGCCUCAUCGUGGUGCUGUCAGACGCCUUCCUGGGGCGGCCCUGGUGCAGCCACAGCUUCCGGGAGGGCCUGUGCCGGCUGCUGGAGCUCACGCGCCGACCCAUCUUCAUCACCUUCGACGGCCAGCGGCGCGACCGCGCGCACCCCGCGCUGCACCUGCUGCACCAGCACCGCCACCUGGUGACCCUGCUGCGCUGGCGGCCCGGCUCCGUGACGCCUUCCUCCGAUUUUUGGAAAGAGCUACAGCUGGCGCUGCCGCGGAAGGUGCAGUACAGGGCGAUGGAAGGAGACCCCCAGACGCGGCUGCAGGAUGACAAGGACCCCAUGCUGAUCGUGCGGGGCCACGUCCCCGAGGGCCAGGCCCUGGACCCCGAGCUGGACCCUGACCCCGAGGGGGACCUGGGUGUCCGCGGGCCUGUCUUUGGGGAGCCGUCAGCUGCGCCGCACGCAAGCAGGGCCUCGCUGGGAGAGGGCCGGGGUAGCGAGGUGGACGUCUCGGACCUUGGCUCCCGGAACUACAGCGCCCGCACGGACUUCUACUGCCUGGUGUCCAAGGACGACAUGUAGCCGCCCCUCGCCCAUCCCCCGGGAGCCGGACCUGGAGCCCCUGGGGGCGGGGGUGGCCCCAGUGCCCCUCCUUGUGCCAGAAAAUAAAGUCCUUUUGGACCCUA
This is a messenger RNA of Myotis daubentonii (Daubenton's bat), 1762 nucleotides long. RefSeq names its product single Ig and TIR domain containing (gene SIGIRR). NCBI's taxonomy places the organism in Eukaryota, Metazoa, Chordata, Mammalia, Chiroptera, Vespertilionidae. The record is from RefSeq and is a predicted model, not a curated record. Gene Ontology annotation, biological process: signal transduction.